Molecule: messenger RNA, 1644 nt
Organism: Naegleria fowleri
Lineage: Eukaryota; Heterolobosea; Eutetramitea; Acrasida; Naegleriidae
Exons: 1
Coding region: 1-1644 (547 amino acids)
Source: RefSeq, a predicted model, not a curated record
AUGAAAACCCAUUUUCAGAACCCUCAACAGGCGUUGCAUCACUCACAGCCUCAUUCCAAUGUCCAUCAUCAUCAUCACUCUCAUCAUGGAAGAAGGAAAAAUUCUGUUGUAUUCGCAACCGGAUCGAAUAUUGAUCAAAUGUUGGGAGUGAGAGUUUAUUCGUAUUUGAAUAAGAAGAAGAACGCGGAGGAGAAGUUGUUGAGCUCAAAAAAGCCUCCUUUGGAGCAGCGGAAGAGUUUUCUGCUUCAAAAAAGAGAAGAGUAUUCGGAAUCAAGUGAGGACGAGAUGGAUAGUGAGGAUGAUAUGUUGUAUGAUGAUGAUAAAGAGGAUUUGUUGUAUGACGAUUUCAGUAGUAACAUCUGGGAAGAUGAUGCAACUGGCAGUCGUUUUGGUAUGGGAGAAAUUAUUCACUCGUUUCGUCCCUGCGAGGCCGCAGAUUAUAUUUCAGAUCACUAUCUUUAUGAGAACGAUUUUAUUGAGGAUCUUAAUUUAUGUUAUGCGAGUACUUUCUUCAUCACUCACCAAAAGCGAGUUUUCAUGAUUGGAAACAAUUUUCUCGAGAUUGGCAAUGAAAAAACUCUAAUAAUUCCAGUAGAGGUCACAUGGGAUAGAUGCCACGACUCCAACAAAUUAAGGGAAUUGUCUUGUGGCCAUUUUCAUGUUGUAAUUUUGACAGAGAGGGGAGAAAUUCUUGUAGGAGGCUCUAAUACCUACGGCCAACUUGGCAUUGGAUCGCCCUCUCAAAACAACAUUGAUCAUCAGCAUGACAAUGACCACACUAAAGAUGAAGACAACAACGACGAAGAUAGCCAAGAAGAAGGUGAUGGAGAUUCUGAAAAUGAAAGUAACCACCAAACGAUACCGCCAAAAAAAGAGUCACCAUCAAAACCAGUCAAUUCAUUGAAGACUCUCAACUUUUUUUAUUUGGAACUUAACGGUGACGUCGUAGAGUCAGUAGUGUGUGGCUCUUUCUUCACUGUAUUCCUAACCAAGCUCCGAAAAGUGUACAUUUGUGGACAAAUAGGUUUUGAGGACUCAAACAUGUUACGAGAACCAACACGAAUCACAUUCUUUGAUAACAAUCAUUUACUCGUCAGUAAGAUAUUUUGUGGUUCCAACGAUAUUAUUUUCCUCACAAACGACAAUCAGGUGUAUGGAUUUUCCAUGUUAGAACCUGAGACUGUGACUCAAAAACCCACACAUCUCACACAUAUGGAAUGCUUUUUGGAUCAAAAUCCAGGAACAAAGGUUGCAUGUGGACUAGGUCAUACACUCUUCCUGACACCGGAUCACAAAAUAUUCUGUCUAGGAAGCAAUGGCGAGGGGGAAUGUUCUUUUCCAUCAAAGAUUGAAAGCGUUGAUGUCAUCACACACAACACGCUUAUCGAUUCUGUACUUGAAAAGAACGAGUUUGUCACCUCAGUAGCAUGCGGAUCGGCCAUGUCCAUUUUCACAACAAACAUGGGCUCAUUGAUAGUUUGUGGAGACAAUUCUGAGGGUCAACUAGGAAUUGGACCUCAACCAAAAUCGGUGUUCACGGCUACUAAGGUACGUGAUCGUACCACUCCCUCCUUGCCUCACCAUAUUAAGGUCAUUCCUGGUUAUCACAACACCUUUACUUUGCAUUUACCUGACACAAUGUAG